Molecule: messenger RNA, 1734 nt
Organism: Teleopsis dalmanni
Lineage: Eukaryota; Metazoa; Arthropoda; Insecta; Diptera; Diopsidae
Product: mucin-2-like
Source: RefSeq, a predicted model, not a curated record
AUACUACCAACAUGCAACGUUCCAAAUGACGACACGAAAGUACGAAGGAUAGCGCGUGUGGAGUGGAGUUUUAUAUUUUGUAAAUCAAAACAAAUUAAAAACUUUUUGCAGAGGUAUUAUAUAUCGUUUAAUUUAAAUUGACCGCGAUUGUUUUUCAUACGAUUGUUUAUAAUUUUUAUAAGAGACAUAGACUUAUUAAUAUUAUUACUAAUUUAUAUCACGUAAAAAUUAUUUGAUUACGAAUACGUUAUUUGAGAAAAUUUAUGUAGUCGCCAUGUCACAUGGGGGCGGCCAGGAAUGUAUGUAAUAUUUCCAGCUGAUGAACUCAUCUUGAUGACAUACGGUGCCGCUAUACCACGUCACAAACCGCGACCAACUCUUGACUGCCUGCGCGAACCACAAGUGCCAAUUGGUUUUUGCUCCAAUACCAUAACCCCUGUUACCGCAACCAUAACCACAACCGACGACAACACUAACUACGACAAAACAAAUAUUGCUCUUGCAAUACCAGCAGAGACAACAGAAAGUAUAACUGCAAAUUGUGUGCAAACAAAUAUAACUGCAUAUGACAAUCUACAUCCAUUGUCAAGUUUCGAAAAAGCACAAAAUAUAACGCAAUCAUUACCGCCUACACCGACUCGUAUUACAGCACGUACCCACUUAACAAGAUCAACGCCAAAUUCAUUUAAACGAGAUAGUUUACAAAGUAUACGUGCACCUCAAGCGACACCAGCCGCACAGCCACAUCAACUCUCAUUACAAGGAAAUAAUAAGACAAAUUCAGUGCCGAACAAGUUGCCAAUGUAUAAUGAUACAAAUAUGAGCAAUACACCGGGGGAACAACAGCAGCAAACACAGACUAGAACGGGUACAAGGCGGCCUACGCUAACAAGAAGUUCAGCGAUACGUAGCGCCACACCAGUACGUGCCAACACACCACAACGUAGCUUUGACACUUAUUAUGCGAACGAUAACAGAAGUGAUAUGGGCGCCACUUAUAGUGGCGCACCCUCAGUCGAUUAUCCUACAGGUCUACUUAACACAGCUCGUGAGCGUAGCCCGAGUAUAUUUCUAGAACCACCAUCACCUGAUCCUACACAAUUGACUAUUGGUCCUGGUUGGGGACGUCCAAUGUCACCAAUGGAUUUGCCACCUCCACCUAAGUCACCACCCAAUAGCAGUAAGUCUCGUUUGAGACCAAAACUACAUAUACCACUUGGUCGGUUGGGUCGUUCAACUUCAACCGAACAACGUGAAUCGCAACGACUGAAGGAAGACUUACAGUUGCAUGUUGAAAACCCCAUCUUCAACAGCGAAAAUCUACGACAACGUAAUUUCGAUGCAUUUUUUGAAUCUGGAGAACCGGUAUAUAAAUUGCAACCGAAAGCGCCUAAUUCUGCACCAUCAGAAACAGCAUCGAUUUCAACGAACUAUUCACCGAUUUUAGGUAACCAUAGCUCGGCUAGCAGCAGUGGCGGACUCUUCGCACGUACACCGCGUGAAGAAAAGGCUUUAGCAGCGCGUUCGAAAAGCGCCGAAGUAUAUGAAACCCCACGAGAGGCGCGUGCGGCGUCCGUGGGUGGUGGUGUGCCCCAGAAAGGUGACAGUUUGGCAGCUUUACAAGAAGCAAAAGAAAAAAACAAAUUUUGCAUAACAAAGAGUAAAACAAAUCUAACAAUUCGUAAAAUAAUAGAAGUUCUCGGUUUGACAAUGCCACGUUACGUUACUGUUUAA